This is a messenger RNA of Helianthus annuus (common sunflower), 2276 nucleotides long. RefSeq names its product histone deacetylase 5. Lineage: Eukaryota; Viridiplantae; Streptophyta; Magnoliopsida; Asterales; Asteraceae. Gene Ontology annotation, cellular component: histone deacetylase complex. The transcript is spliced from 14 exons. The coding region runs from base 94 to 2064 and encodes 656 amino acids. The record is from RefSeq and is a predicted model, not a curated record. Gene Ontology annotation, biological process: chromatin organization. Gene Ontology annotation, molecular function: histone deacetylase activity.
CCUUUUUAGUAGGACUCAAAGCUUUUCAUAUUCUUGUUUCAAAUUUCAAACCUCCCUUUCUCAGUUUUCUCCUCCAUUUUUCUGUGUAAAUCAAUGGAGUUUCCGCCUGAUCAAAGCAACGGAACUGAGCCGAGUGAACGACGUCGUGUUGGACUGGUCUACGAUGAACGGAUGUGCAAGCAUUCAACACCUAAAGGCGAAAUUCAUCCCGAAAAUCCCGAUCGCAUUCGUUCUAUUUGGAACAAACUCACGUCUGCUGGAAUUCAUCAGAGAUGCGUGAUCUUUGAUGCCAAAGAAGUGGAAGACAAAUAUAUAGCUGCAGUUCAUACUAACAAUCACAUUAAUCUGAUCAAGACUAUAAGCUCCGAAAAGAUGGCUUCAAAAAGAAAUAGGGUGGCUGCUAGAUACAAUUCGAUACAUUUCAAUGAAGGUUCAUCAGAGUCUGCUUAUCUUGCUGCUGGCUCCGUGCUUGAGGCUGCUAAGAAAGUUGCAAAAGGGGAACUUAACUCCGCCUUUGCUAUUGUUCGACCUCCUGGACACCAUGCAGAAGAAAGUGAACCAAUGGGAUUUUGUCUAUUUAACAAUGUUGCAAUUGCAACCUGCUUUCUUCUUAACCAAAAAGAAUUAGGUAUCAACAAGAUAUUGAUUGUUGAUUGGGACGUCCAUCACGGAAAUGGUACUCAAAAGAUGUUUUGGAAAGACUCGCGAGUGCUGUUCUUUUCUGUUCACAGGCAUGAGUAUGGGAGUUUUUAUCCUACGGGUGAUGAUGGUUCACACAUCAUGAUCGGUGAGGGAGCUGGUGCUGGAUAUAAUAUAAAUGUUCCAUGGGAGAAUGGUCAGUGUGGGGAUGCAGAUUAUAUCGCUGUUUGGGACCAUAUAUUAAUCCCAGUUGCACGAGAAUUCAACCCCGACAUAAUUAUAAUCUCAGCAGGAUUUGAUGCAGCCAUUGGUGACCCUCUUGGAGGCUGUCGUAUCACGCCACAUGGUUAUUCUAUACUGUUGAAAAAGCUGAUGAAGUUUAGUGGGGGAAAGAUCAUCAUGGCAUUAGAAGGAGGAUACAAUCUCAACUCAUUAGCAAAUUCAGCAGCUGCUUGUGUGGAAAUGUUGCUAGAAGACAAACCUAUCGCUGAAUCCGUUGAGGUUUAUCCAUUUGAAUCCACAUGGAGAGUGAUCAAAGCGGUUCGUGAGGAAUUAAGUGCAUUUUGGCCAAUACUAGCAGACAAAUUGCCUGAAGAGUUGACCACCAAAGUAACACUACAACUUCAGUAUUAUAGCUCGCAAUCAGAAGAUGAAUAUGACGAUGGUCCAAAUUCAGGGGAUCUUGAAGAGGAUGUUACAAUACCACUUUCGAAACUGAAUCUCAGUGAAGACGUUGAUGGUGCAGAUAAAGUCACGACCGCCACUUCUUCUCAAGCCUGGAGAUCUGAGUUAUCGAAAAUCCAUGUUUGGUAUGCCUCUUUUGGAUCAAACAUGAGUGAGUCAAGAUUCCUUUGUUAUAUACAAGGUGGCCAGGCAGAAGGCAUGAAAAGGCCAUGUCGAGGGUCCGUGGAUAAAACGAAGCCAACAGAGGUCAUGUGGAAGACGGUUCCUCACCGUUUAUUCUUCGGUAGAGAGAGUACUGUUACUUGGGGUCCUGGAGGUGUUGCUUUCCUUAAUCCUGAAAUUAACAAUCAGGAAAAAACUUUUAUGUGCCUUUACAGGAUCACUCUCGAGCAGUUUAAUGAUGUUCUGCUUCAGGAAAAUGUCCGUACGGACACAAGUUCUCCUUUCUUUGACCUGAAUGCUUUGGAUUCCAUUGAAUAUGAAAAGAAUAUUUCUUUGGAAGCUCUCAAGGACGGUUGGUACCAUAAUGUUGUUUACUUAGGGAAGGAGAAUGACCUUCCAAUCCUAACAAUGACGUGCACUCAUGCUCAUGUUGAGGGAUUUAAGUCUGGGAAGAUACCAAUUUGUGCACCAGCUAAAGGAUAUGCAGACACCUUGGUUAGAGGACUUGUACAGGGGAAACAACUGUCAGAAGAUGAAGCUGUUGCUUAUAUACAGGAGGCUGCUACAAAACCGUUAUGAUUGCAACCUUAAAUCAUAUGUGUAUAUAUAUUAUUAUUAUUUAAACAAAAAGUUGCUUGAACAACUUGUCCUAGACCUAGUAGCUCUCAUUUCUCAACUUAGAUUUAUGCUUUUGACUUUCUCAAGUCAAAUGACAACUGUUAUUUUUGUAACUUGGUUAUGACUUUGUGCUUAUAUUAAAUUAGGGGCAUUUGUGGUUUGGUUUGAAACUA